CACGGUUCUUUCAGCCACGCACCGCUGAUGACGCGGGUCAGACGGCGCCGGGGUGUGCGAUCGCCUUGCUUUUGUCUGCUUCCAAGGUCGUCAUUUCCUCGCUCCAUUGUCAAAAGCCACUUGCCGCUCAGAAUGGCUGCUGCUCAGGAACCCAAGCUUAAAUGCGCGGCGGCGCGGCGACUGCCGGUGCCGCCUCUGCUGUUGCUGCUACUCGCCUUACUCGCCGGCUGCUGCAUUGCUCCUCACGCAGCCGCAGCUCGCGGCGACUGGGCGGUGGCAGGCCACUGGCAUAAACUCAAGCGGGUCAGCGAGCAAUUCGCUGCUUCGUCCAGCUCCGGCGCCGUUGGUGGUGCGCUGGCUCAGCCGCCGCUGACCCGGGGGCCACCUGCGGGAGGAGCCUUGGGCGGUGUGGCCGCCGCCGGUUCCCUGCUGGGGUGCAGCAGCGGCGGCGACACCCUCGCGCUUCAGGCGGCGUCGCAUUGGCGGUCGGCGUUUCGCCGCGCGCUGCUGCAGCUGCCGGCGUUCGGGGUCAACUUCGGCCCCACGGGAGGCGGCGUGAGCUUCGGUGGUGGAAAUGCGGGUGGGGGCGCGGGGACGGGUGGAGGUGGAAGCGGCGGCGCUGGUGGUGGUGGUGGUGGUGGCGGCGGGGGACCGCUGGGCCCGGGCCUCGGUAUCGGAGUCGGUAUCGGCGGCGGCGGCGGGAACGCGGCAGCAGGCGGCGCACAGGCUGCCGGUGGCGUGCCUUCCUUCUUCCCCUUCGGACCCGGCAGCGGCGGCGGCGGCGGAGGCCAGCAGCAGACUCAGCCGCAGAACAGUGGCGGCGGCGGCACUUCUGCUGACAACAGCAGCAACAACAACAGGGAUGGCAGCAUCGCUGAAAAUGGAAAAGGCAACAAGGAUAAGGACAAGGACAAGGACAGGCCUGCUGGCCCCAAUGGCAACAACGGUUUGGGCAACGACCGCCGGAACGCGGCACUGGCAGCCAUCCGCGCGGCGGGCGGCGGCAACGACGGAAGCAUUCGGGCGGCGGGGCAGCAGCUGGUGCAGGUGGCGCAGCAGGGCGGGGCACAGGACUCCGGUCAGGCGCUGCUGCAGGUUCUGGGCGCUGGCAACAUCGGCGCCGUGGCGGCAACCGCCGUGGCGGCGGCCGUGGUGGACGUCACCGCCGCCGCCUCGUCGCUGGCAGCCGCCGCCGUGGGCGCGGUGUCGGGCGGCCAGGUACAGCAGUUCGCACAGGCGCAGGCACAGGCGUUCGCAGACGCGCAGGCUCGCGGCAGUGUAAAUGCCUUCGCGCUGGCCACGGGUUGGGCUAUCAGCCAGGGCGGCGGCUCGGCGGUGCAGGCCUACGGCGCCUCCUUUGCAGCGGCCUCGGCUCAGGGCGGCAGCUCCGAGAGCGGCCUGGCGGAGGCGAGUGCGGUGGCCUUCUGUCAGGGCGGUGACGUGGCGAGCGCAUACGCCGAGUCCUAUGCCGUCGCCAUCAAUAUUGACCGCAGGGGCUGUGUGACGCUGUCCACUGCCAGCGCCCGCGCCGUGGCCGUGUGCGGCGGCAGUCAGUUCGCGUCAUACGCCCAGGCGGAGGCGGUCAGCCGCGUGCUGAGCACCUGCGGCCUACUGGAGCAGUAUGUGACAGGAGGUGCCGCUAGCGCCAUCGCAGGCAGCAGCGGUGGUAGGUAGUGGCUGGGAGCACCCCUGGCUGGAAGGUGUAUGAUGAGCUGGGGCGUAGUUGGCGGCACUGGCGGGGAGCAGGGGCCCUUAUUGCAGGGGAGCAGGAGACCCGUGAUGGAUAGUUACUGGGUUCACAGAUGCGUGCGGUCCUGGCGGUCUGCGUGGGGGCAGGGCCCAGCAGGUAGGGCUACGCUACGAAGCAACAAGGGUUU
This is a messenger RNA of Chlamydomonas reinhardtii, 1877 nucleotides long. RefSeq lists its product as uncharacterized. Bases 133 to 1674 code for a protein of 513 amino acids. Lineage: Eukaryota; Viridiplantae; Chlorophyta; Chlorophyceae; Chlamydomonadales; Chlamydomonadaceae. The transcript is spliced from 4 exons. The record is from RefSeq and is a predicted model, not a curated record.